AUGGUAUAUGCGCUUCCGCGCAAGUCGCGUGUGGGGCACAGUCGGAAUGAUGGAGAUUCAUCUCUUGCGAAGCCCGAAGCUGCAAGCGGGGACAUGCGUGUUCAUGAGCUUCAGAGUAUAUUAGAAGCGUCGUCCAUGAAUCGACCGCACUCGAAUCAUGGCGCCAUGUCGUCCACGCCGCUUCAACCGCGUCCUGCUGCCUUCUCCCAGGAUGUGAAGUCCACACUUGCGCCCAUCACACCAAGACGUUCGCUUAGACCGUAUUCUGAUUAUCCAGCUCCAAACUGGUCGUCAAGUCGAAGAAGCAAAUCUGCCACACCGUCGCAAUCUGCACGAGCCAUGCCGGCGAUGUCAAUUCUCGAAGAUGACGUUCCCACAAACUCUUUUGCUCGCGAUUUCGUCGAAGUAACUGCUUCUUCACGGGAUCCUUUUGCACCGCGCCGGCGCUUGCCUCGUAUUGAUCAACAGUCAGACGCAAAGCACGCUCCUGCACCUACCUUCAAUCCGGAGCCCGCUCCUUCAUCCUCUGAUGUGUUGCAUUUGGCUCAGCGCCCCGCGUCUCCCGCAAGUUCGACGGACGAUCCAUUACUUCUUCAUGACCCAACUAUGUCGAACAUGUCCAUGAGAGCUGCUCAAGGCGACGCUAGCUUGCUUGCUAUGGUUCGAAGAUUUGAACAGGAAGACAUGGGCGUUACAACGACACCGAAACGUUCCUUAUCAGCAAGGCGUGAAUUGUCGACGGCCCAGAAGCAACAUCAGCUUCACACACACCUGCCAAAACACCGAAAGCUACUCCUAGUUUGUAUGACCGUUCGAUCGGGAUAA
This is a messenger RNA of Malassezia globosa CBS 7966, 825 nucleotides long. RefSeq lists its product as uncharacterized. The transcript has a single exon. The record is from RefSeq and is a predicted model, not a curated record. Lineage: Eukaryota; Fungi; Basidiomycota; Malasseziomycetes; Malasseziales; Malasseziaceae. Bases 1 to 825 code for a protein of 274 amino acids.